Messenger RNA from Aphanomyces astaci, 3671 nucleotides. RefSeq lists its product as hypothetical. The transcript has 12 exons. The record is from RefSeq and is a predicted model, not a curated record. NCBI's taxonomy places the organism in Eukaryota, Oomycota, Saprolegniomycetes, Saprolegniales, Verrucalvaceae. Gene Ontology annotation, cellular component: replication fork protection complex. Gene Ontology annotation, biological process: DNA repair; replication fork arrest; DNA replication checkpoint signaling. Gene Ontology annotation, molecular function: DNA binding. Bases 37 to 3549 code for a protein of 1170 amino acids.
CGCCAAUACUUAGUACAGGAACAGGCAGCGACUACGAUGCCGACAGGCCCGACGGACACCAUCUUCGAGCGCGAAGACGACGAGGAGACGUAUGGAGACGGCGAUGAAAAUGCACAUCGUGAUCGAGCGCGGAGCCUGGAAGACUUGGACUUGUCCGGCGACGAGAUGGCUGACCUGCACAAGGAAGGGUCGGACGCGGCGGCGAAACGCACGUUGGACCCCAACAUGUUGAACGAAUUGCUGCUCGUGUGUUCGAAUCUGGGCGUCAUGACGGAGACCGAAGACGGUGGCACGAUGUUCACUCGGGGCGAGGAUUGCGAGGAAUGGGUCCACGAUUUGCAGCGCGCAAUUCGACGGGAUCAUGCGACGUACCGUCUCGUGGGCAAGACGCUGGGGCGGUGGAAGAUCCUGCAGAAGAAGCUUCUUCCGCUUCUGAUCAACCAUCAAAACGACUGGUCGUUGGUGUUUUCGAUCCUCAAGGUGCUCGUCAUGUUGACGAUGAAACCCACCAACGAAUCGGACAACAUUGCGAUUCAGUUGAGCUACUUGCGAGGGUACAAACAUGCGUUCCUUCAGCACGGCGUGAUCCAAGUGCUCAUGGCCAUCCUCGUGGAACCGUUGUCCCGCGAAGGCUCGUCGCGCACGUCGCAGGACUACUUAAACAUGGAACUGGUGCUGACCCUGUUUCGCAACCUGCUCGCGAUCCCGAACGCAGACAGUCGCGUGCUCACGUCCGCUACAAAUUACUUGUCUCGCCUGCAAGAGGACUUGAUUUGCAUCUUGCACGACGAAAACGUGUUUGACAUGCUGCUGCUGUUUGCCGAAGAUAUCGAGGCGGCCGAAAACCGCGAAUGGAACUUGCUUGUGAUGGAAAUGCUCGACUUGGUGGUUCAAACCACCACCCCCAAGCAGUUGGUCGCGUCGAUCGCUUCUUCGACUUCUGACGACAAAGUUGUGGUUGCCCCCGUCGUCGUUGCUACUACUAGUACUACUACUACGCCAUCGCUACUAACGCAGCUCCACCAACAACACAAAACCACAUACAACCGACACUCCAACUUUGGCGGCAUGCUCGUGCUGAACGGGGUCAUGGGCCGGAAGACAGUCGUCACUGACUUCUCCAAAACCGGCGACCAAGUCAUCCCCCAGGCCCACCGCAAGCCGCCGCGCCAACAGGCCCGCAAGCGUCACGGCAUUAACGACAUUAGCGAAGUGUUUGGGUCGAAUACCACGUGCGCGGUGGACGGCGCGUCGGCCCUUGGCACGGCUCUUCGCUACGUGUGCGACUCGUUGCUAAGCAAGUGCUACACGUCGUUGACGACAUCUCUCAAGAACGAGUUCCGUCGAGGCAGCGCCAAGUUGCUGCCGAACGACCGACUGCUGUACUUUCACUUAAUUUGGUUUCUCACGGCAUACCAUCGCGCCAAGGGGCCACACCUGAGCAAGUUGCACACCCACGCGGUGCUCGCUUACGAAGCCAAGAAAGCGCUCGGGUUCCAAACGGAUGGACUGGAUGCAUCGCUGGCUGUGGAGGCGCCCCCGCCGAUGGUUUCGUACGAUCAGAAGGCGAUUCUAUCGACAUUGGACAUGUUUUCAUUCAAUUUCGUGCUCCAGUCGAUUGAGAGUUUUGCCGAGGUCAAGAACCACCAUGCGAUGAUGUUGGCGGUCAAGUUGCUCGCGGAAAUGAUCGCCAUGCUGACGGACCUGAGCACAAGCGACGACAUCCGACUCCAGCGCAUUGGUCAUUCUUUGCAGCACAAGUUGUUUUACGAGCGUGACUUUUUGGAUCGGUUGCCCAUCUUGAUCAAGUCGUGGAUUCCGACCGCGUUCAACUUUGAGUACGCCACGAACGUCGUCACAUUGACCCACUUGGUGCUAAAGAUGCUGGAAUCCCAAGGCGACCACUUGAAAGUGUUGCAAAAGCGGCGGCAUGGACAAGCCAAAAAACCUAAGUCCAAGGACGACGAGAACGAGUCCGAAGAGGAGACGGAUCGGUUGAUUGAGCAGGAAAUGCGGCGCAAGGAGGUCCAGUUCGACUCGAAAAAGUACUUUGGAUCGAUGGUCACCCAUGAAACCAUCCAGUUGUACUGCUACGUGCUGCACCAAUACAAGACCAACACCGCCAAAGUCAACCAUUACGUGUACGCCUACUUCUUCCGCGUCCAGCAGUUCCACGCAAUUGAAGACGGCACGAUGGAGCCGAUGCUGUUCAAUAUCCACGUGCUCCUAGUGUUCAACAAGAUGCUCCAAGACACGGCAACCACGGGUCGAUCCCAAACGUUUCGUCCGUUUGUCGAGUUUAUUCGGACGAUCAUUCGGAAUUUCUUUGCGCUGGCCGACACCAACCACUUGGUUUUCGUCGAGUCGCUAAUCCGGCACUCGUAUGCGCCUCGAACAUGUGCGCAGAUCCAAAACAAAUACAAGUCAAUGGCCAUGGGCAGCAAGGACGCCAUAUCUGUUGGUCAAGAUGACAACAACGACAACAAGGAGCUUCGAAAGUACCUUCCGGGGAACUUUGACCUGGACGGGGAGGCCGAGUUCGAUGGCGGAGUCGCGUCGUUUGGCGUGAUGGCACCAGCAUCUUCAUCCGCCGAUGUGGCCCUUGCCGGCGCUUCUGCCCCAUCCACGAAAUCCUCCAAGAACGCCGUUCGAAAGAAGCGCGACAACACCAAGAUGUGGAGCAAGGUCGAAGAUCGGUAUCUGGGCAAAAUGUACCACAAGUACAGGCACCUGCCGUCUGUGUUUGAAGUGAUUUCGUACGAAGACAUGUUUCAAGACCGAGAUCGGACGCCCGACCAGAUUGAACGCCGAGUGAAACAUCUCAAACUGCACAAACUGCACGAGUACGACGUGUCAUCCGACUCUGACGACAAACAAGCAGAUAAACCAUGGGACAAAGGCGACGAUAGCAGCGACGACGACGGCGGCAACACAUCAGGCAAGCCGUCGGUGGAACGGGGGGCGACGACUCUAGGCACGCCAAUAGAACGCCCGGUGGUACGGUCGAGGCGGCGGCGGCGGUUGGUUCGCCACGCCGCGUCGAACGACAAGGACGAGAGCAACUCGGACGAUGACUUGGCCAUGUUGACUGGAGCGUCAUCAUCGAAAAAAGCGGCAAAUGUACCUGCAAACAAGAAGCAAAAGACCGACGGAGGAGAAGAAGGUGAUGCUGAUGUCCCAUUGGGGACCACCCUCUCCCCCUUAUUGAAGCAAAAGUCGACGACUCGGUUGAUUCGAACCAAUCACGACUCGGACGACGACGACGACGACGACCUGGACGAACUCAUGGCGGCGUCUCGACGAGCCCAAGUAUUGUCUGAGGAGAGGGUGACCCCCGAGUCCCCCAAGCGCCGACGGGGAAGCGACGAUGACGUGGCAGAUGAUUUCUCGAGCUCGAAACGCAGGCGCCCCCACGAAGAAAGCGAACCAUCGACAGCAGAUGUAGGAUCAACCACCCACGACCAACCAAUGGAUGACGAGCAAAGCGAAGUGCGCGGGGCGAUCGAACAGAGCGAGGACUACACGUUUGACCAGAGCAUCGACAUGUAGUAGUUAGUCUGUACUAGUUCGCAGCUAGCUCCACAUCAUAGAGUAUACUCGUACUAGUACUUAGUAUCUGUGGUAUAUAAUAUACAGUAUAUAGCCAGUAUAUAGCCAUCAUCGUACGACAA